GCUUCAAGCCACACGACUGCACUUGGAGGUAGAAGAAGAAAACGAAGCUCACACGUGUUUUCAACAUGUCUGCGUGCUGUGUUUUUUGAUGGGGUGUUUUGAAAACUUGAUGCCAUUUCGAUAAUUCAGAAAUCUGUAGAGAAAAACAAAUUUCCUGCCGCGGGCUGAAAGGACACUAAAGUGACGGGAUGGCCCAGAGAAAGAAGAAGCUGACGAAGAAGAAGAGACACACAGCCAACAGAGAGCCGGAGACGGACUCUGACGGAGACUUUGAGCUGGCUGUUGAAAUUAAAAACGAUGAUUCGCCUGGGCGGAAACUGCCACGGUUCCCCGCAGCAUCAGAGUGCUUGUCAGAUGUGGAGCCAGACACCAGGGAGCUGGUCAGAGCUCAAAACAAGAAGAAAAAGAAAUCUGGAGGGUUUCAGUCCAUGGGUCUCAGUUACCCUGUUUUUAAAGGCGUCAUGAAGAAGGGUUACAAAAUUCCUACUCCCAUCCAAAGAAAGACUGUACCUGUAAUUUUGGAUGGAAAAGAUGUUGUAGCCAUGGCUCGGACUGGCAGUGGUAAGACUGCUGCCUUCCUGAUUCCCAUGUUUGAGAAGCUGAAGGCCCCUCAGGCCCAAACAGGAGCCAGGGCCCUCAUUCUGACCCCCACCAGGGAGUUGGCCCUACAGACCAUGAAGUUCACGAAAGAGCUGGGAAAAUUCACCGGUCUCAAGACUGCUUUGAUCCUUGGUGGAGACAGGAUGGAAGAUCAGUUUGCUGCUCUUCAUGAAAACCCUGACAUAAUCAUCGGUACCCCUGGUCGUCUUAUGCACGUUGUCAUGGAGAUGAACCUGAAGUUGCACAGUGUGGCGUAUGUGGUGUUUGACGAGGCUGACAGGUUGUUCGAAAUGGGUUUUGCUGAGCAGCUUCAGGAGAUCAUCCGCAGACUUCCAGACACCAGACAGACUCUGCUGUUUUCUGCCACCCUGCCUAAACUGUUGGUGGAGUUUGCCAGAGCUGGCCUGACAGAACCUGUACUGAUUCGUUUGGAUGUGGAUUCUAAGCUCAGUGAUCAGAUCAAGCUGUCAUUCUUCCACCUGCGUGUGGAUGACAAGCCGGCUCUGCUGCUCCACCUCCUGAGGAACGUAGUGAAGCCUCAGGAACAGACAGUGGUCUUUGCUGCCACCAAACACCAUGUGGAGUACCUAAAGGAGCUGCUGUCGUCAGAAGGUUUAGAGUGUGCCUACAUCUACAGUGCCCUUGAUCAGACUGCCAGGAAGAUCAACAUUGGGAAAUUUGUGCACCGGAAAGCCAUGGUGCUUCUGGUGACUGAUGUUGCUGCUCGUGGUAUAGACAUCCCCCUGCUGGAUAAUGUCAUCAAUUACAACUUCCCCUCCAAGGCCAAACUCUUCUUGCACAGAGUUGGGCGUGUGGGACGAGCGGGCCGAAGUGGCACAGCCUAUAGUCUGAUUUGUCCUGAUGAAAUGCCUUAUGUCUAUGACCUCCACCUCUUCCUAGGGCGACCAGUUCAGUUUGCUUCGCCUGAACACACACAAGAUUCAGAAGGUGUGUUUGGUCGAGUCCCUCAGAGGAUCUUGGAUGAUGAAAGUGCUCAUCUGAUCACGUCUCACGAAAACUCGCUGGACCUGCAAAAUCUGCUCCGUGUCUCAGAGAACGCCUACAAGCAGUACCUCAAGUCGCGGCCAAACCCCUCGCCGGAGUCCAUCAGACGGGUUAAAAACAUAGAUCUGUCCAGCAUGGGUGUCCAUCCAGUACUCGGGUGUGGUCUGGAAAAAAUGGAACUGGAGUGCCUUCAAAUAGUCGAUGCCAUCAAGAGCUACAAAUCCAAAGCGACCAUCUUCGAAAUCAACUCCAGUAGUAAGACACCAGCCAGUGAGGUGAUGCGGGCCAAACGCUCUAAAGACACUCGGCUAGUGGACAAAUUCAGCAAGCAGAGAGAGGACCGAGCUGCAGAAAGCAGGCUGCAGCAGCCAAUCAACCCCACCACUACUGCUGACUGUGACAUCACAGAAAAGGAGGAGAGUGAUCUAAAUGGGGUGUUUUCAGAGGUGGUAGGUGGUAAAAGAAGAGGUCAGCAGGAAGAUGGUGAAGAACGACCAAAGACCAAGAAAAAAAGGCAGUCAGGCAAAGAUGAAGAGUAUUAUAUCCCUUACAGACCUAAAGACUUUGACUCUGAGAGAGGGUUGAGUCUCGGUGGAGAGGGCAGUGCUUUUGAACAGCAGGCCUCUUCAGCUGUCCUUGAUCUCAUGGGAGAUGAAGGCGAUCGCCUUAACCAGCAGAAAAAAAUGAUGAAAUGGGACCGUAAGAAGAAGCGUUUUGUGAGAGAAACGGGAAAAGAAGACCAGAAGAAGAAGAUCAAAACAGACAGCGGUCAGGUUAUCAGUAACAAGAAGAACAGGAAGAACUUUUAUGAGGAGUGGAAGAAAAAAUACAAGAUUGAUGAUACAGGAUCUGGAUCAGACGGAGAAACAGGCGGAGGAGGCAGGAAGCCAGCAAGAGGUCGUGGCCGUGGCCGACGAGGUCCAAACGUACAGAGCUCCGGUGACCACAAAGCACGCUCGGAGCUGAAAACAAAGGAUCAGAUCAUGAAGCAGCGCAAGAAAAAGCAGAAGCACCAGUUCCUGCAGGGCGGGGGAUGAGCAAGCUCCGCUCCAAGAACAAAAAGUGGCUCGGAGAAGUGAAAAAGUCAGGUUUUGGAAGGGGUGGCCAUAAGAAAGGCAAGCUGAGGAAGAAACUGUGAGGAGGACAGAGGGUUGAUGGUGUGGAGGACAUCACGAGGAAGUAAGCGUCAGAAUCACCUGAGAACAUCACCAAAGAUUUUCCUGGCGCUUUGUGUGACUGUAGAUUAAGGAGACAAUGAUUUGUGCAUCUUUACGCUGCAGAAAUGCACGUCACUUCUUCCUUGAUGGCCUGCUGAACUCUGCGUUUGCCACAGAGUUAUGUUUAAUUAUGAUCCACUAAUCUGGAUUUACUACUUGUAAGCAUGUUGGCAGUCUAAUAAAAGUGUUUUGGAGUACUGAAA
Oreochromis niloticus (Nile tilapia) is the source of this 3025-nucleotide messenger RNA. Its product is annotated as DEAD (Asp-Glu-Ala-Asp) box polypeptide 54. The transcript has 20 exons. NCBI's taxonomy places the organism in Eukaryota, Metazoa, Chordata, Actinopteri, Cichliformes, Cichlidae. Gene Ontology annotation, cellular component: cytosol; nucleus. Bases 189 to 2642 code for a protein of 817 amino acids. Gene Ontology annotation, molecular function: RNA binding; ATP binding; RNA helicase activity. The record is from RefSeq and is a predicted model, not a curated record.